Molecule: messenger RNA, 336 nt
Organism: Mytilinidion resinicola
Lineage: Eukaryota; Fungi; Ascomycota; Dothideomycetes; Mytilinidiales; Mytilinidiaceae
Exons: 2
Coding region: 1-330 (109 amino acids)
Source: RefSeq, a predicted model, not a curated record
AUGGCUAGUCACCGACAAGACCAGCCGAACGCUGGAGAUGCUAGACCAAAAACCCGGAAUGCUGAGGACCUGAGCACUGGUGCUUCUUUGGUCGCAACUGUUGAUUCUUCGUUGAAGUCCGAUGCACCCAAGGAAAAACUUCCAGUUCAUCAAGUUGCAUCAGAAAAGAAGCCUGGUCUCGAAGCGCCCCAUACUGCUAGCUUCCACCGCCAGCUUCAUUCCCAAUCUCAGCGAUCAGAUACGAAUAUGCCUUAUUCGAUAGUUCGUUGGCUUCUCGAGACACCAGAGGAGGAAUACUGGGGAUACCAAUGGACAUUAUGGGAGGUUUAAGACGGC